ACCCACCGCGCCUUCGGCGCCCGCCGCCCCUCCGCUCCCCGGCCCCUCCCGCCCUGCAACGCCAUCGGCGUGCCCCGGGUGCCGUACCGGGUGCCCAAGCAGAACCAGUGGCUCUGGGUGGACAUCUGGAACUGCCUGUACCGCGAGCGCAUCAUCUUCCUCUCCAAGGCCGUGGACGACGAGCUGGGAAAUCAGCUGGUGGCCACCAUGCUUUACCUGGACUCUGAGAACAAGAAGGACCUCAACCUGUACAUCAACUGCUCCGGGGGUGAGGUGAUGCCCUGCUUGGCGCUGGCCGACACCAUGCGCCACAUCAAGAGCGAUGUGGGGACGGUUGGCUUUGGUGGCGCCAUGGGCAUGCCAGGCUUCCUCCUGGCAGUGGGCAAGAAGGGCAAGCGCGUGGUGCUGCAAAACACGAGGAUCAUGCUGCACCAUCCCUCUGGCGUGGCUCGGGGCCAGGCCUCGGACAUCAACCGCGAGGCGCAGGAGCUGCUGAAGACGCGGGACUACAUGAAUGCCGUGCUGGCAGAGGCCACCGGCCAGGACUUUAACACGGUGGCCCGCGACUUUGCGCGGAACAAGUACUUUGACGCGGAUGAGGCCAAGGAGUACGGGCUCAUAGACCAAGUGGUGAAGCCCAAGCGGAAGUCCAUUUUCAACUGA
Molecule: messenger RNA, 663 nt
Organism: Auxenochlorella protothecoides
Lineage: Eukaryota; Viridiplantae; Chlorophyta; Trebouxiophyceae; Chlorellales; Chlorellaceae
Product: ATP-dependent Clp protease proteolytic subunit 2
Exons: 3
Biological process (GO): protein quality control for misfolded or incompletely synthesized proteins
Cellular component (GO): endopeptidase Clp complex
Molecular function (GO): serine-type endopeptidase activity; ATPase binding; ATP-dependent peptidase activity
Source: RefSeq, a predicted model, not a curated record